GGGUUUUAAAUAAUCUUAAUCCACCUGUGGUCUGUGUGGUGUAGGUGAAGACUGUUGACCUCUCCAGGCUGCCUCAAGUUGCAUCUUCAGCCUGGACCCAGUGCAGUUCGCAAGGUCUCUCAGCCUGCGGCCCCCAAGAGCCGCUCUCCUCACAGGCACAGGCUGGCUCUGAAGUGAGUGAAAUAGGAUAAAUUUCCUUGACUCAGGAAAAGGCAGGGUCAAAGAAUUGAUUCCAAGAUGAUUAAGAAUAAUGUUACUGACCAUAAACUAAAUGUGGAAGCCAUAAUUAAAAACAUUAACACAAUUUCUUUGGAGCUAAAGAAAAUGAAUGAACUCUCCCAGUUACUGCUUUGUGACCUGACCCUACAUUUUAGUCAUCCUGUGAAGACAGAUGACUUAAAGGAAACAGAAAGAAACAGCCCCCACUUUGAAGAGUCUAAAAUGCCAGAUGUAUCCCUUGCUUCUGAUAGUUUUUAAUCUGAUUUUUUUAUUUAUAUGUUGUAAAUUUGUGACUUUUUAUUGUUGAAUUAACUCAUUUCUAGGAGAAUUGAGUUUACUAAUAUAUUCAAUUAAAAAAAUAAAAAUGUGUUGAAUUGUAAA
Messenger RNA from Bubalus bubalis (water buffalo), 600 nucleotides. RefSeq names its product chromosome 19 C5orf58 homolog (gene C19H5orf58). The coding region runs from base 238 to 477 and encodes 79 amino acids. Lineage: Eukaryota; Metazoa; Chordata; Mammalia; Artiodactyla; Bovidae. The transcript is spliced from 4 exons. The record is from RefSeq and is a predicted model, not a curated record.